This is a messenger RNA of Kogia breviceps (pygmy sperm whale), 2178 nucleotides long. RefSeq names its product LARGE xylosyl- and glucuronyltransferase 2 (gene LARGE2). NCBI's taxonomy places the organism in Eukaryota, Metazoa, Chordata, Mammalia, Artiodactyla, Physeteridae. The transcript is spliced from 13 exons. Gene Ontology annotation, cellular component: Golgi apparatus. Gene Ontology annotation, molecular function: glucuronosyltransferase activity; xylosyltransferase activity. Bases 1 to 2178 code for a protein of 725 amino acids. The record is from RefSeq and is a predicted model, not a curated record. Gene Ontology annotation, biological process: protein O-linked glycosylation via mannose.
AUGCUGCCCCGAGGGCGCCCCCGGGCGCUGGGGGCCGCAGCACUGCUGUUGCUGCUGCUUCUGAUCGGUUUCUUCCUGUUCCGUGGGGACCUGGACUGUGAGCGCAGCGAGCGGGAGGCGAGUGGGGGCGGGGGUGACCCGGGAUCCUUACCCAGGUCGCUAACGCCACGUGUACCUCCAGACGAGCGGCCAGGGCCGCGGGGGACUGCUGCCUUCGACGGAGACCGGCCGGCGGGCCCCGGGGGCCACAACGGCUCGGAUUGCAUCCCGCCGCGGCCGCCGCCGCCGCCGCCCAAGUGCGAGCUCUUGCAGGUGGCUAUCGUGUGUGCGGGCCAUAACUCCAGCAGAGACGUCAUCACCCUGGUGAAGUCCAUGCUCUUCUACAGGAAAAAUCCACUGCACCUUCACUUGGUGACUGACGCCGUGGCCAGGAACAUCCUGGAGACGCUCUUUCACACGUGGAUGGUGCCUGCUGUCCGGAUCAGCUUCUACAACGCUGACGAGCUCAAGCCCCAGGUCUCCUGGAUACCCAACAAGCACUACUCUGGCCUCUAUGGGCUCAUGAAGCUAGUGCUGCCCAGCGCCCUGCCCCCUGACCUGGCCCGUGUCAUUGUCCUGGACACAGACGUCACCUUUGCCUCCAACAUUGCAGAGCUCUGGGCACUCUUUGCUCACUUUUCUGACAAACAAGUGAUUGGUCUCGUGGAGAACCAGAGCGACUGGUACCUCGGCAACCUUUGGAGGAACCACAGGCCCUGGCCUGCCUUGGGCCGGGGAUUUAACACAGGCGUGAUCCUCCUGCGGCUGGACCGGCUCCGGCAGGCUGGCUGGGAGCAGAUGUGGAAGCUGACAGCCACGCGGGAGCUCCUCACCCUGCCUGCCACCUCACUGGCUGACCAGGACAUCUUCAACGCCAUAAUCAAGGAGCACCCGUGGCUGGUGCAGCCCCUGCCCUGCGUCUGGAACGUGCAACUGUCAGACCACACACUGGCUGAGCGCUGCUACUCAGAGGCGUCUGACCUCAAGGUGAUCCACUGGAACUCACCAAAGAAGCUUCGUGUGAAGAACAAGCACGUGGAAUCCUUCCGCAACCUCUACCUGACCUUCCUGGAGUACGAUGGGAACCUGCUGCGGAGAGAGCUCUUUGGGUGCCCCCGCCCGCCCCCUCCUGGGGCCGAGCAGUUGCAGCGGGCCCUGGUGCAACUGGACGAGGAGGACGCAUGCUUUGAGUUCCGGCGGCAGCAGCUCACUGUGCACCGUGUGCACGUCACCUUCCUGCCCCACAAGCCACCGCCCCCCCAGCCCCACGAUGUCACCCUGGUGGCCCAGCUCUCCAUGGACCGGCUGCAGAUGCUGGAAGCCCUGUGCAGGCACUGGCCGGGCCCCAUGAGCCUGGCCUUGUACCUGACAGACGCAGAGGCCCAGCAGUUUCUGCGUUUCGUGGAGACCUCGGUGGUGCUCUCCGCCCGGCAGGAUGUGGCCUACCACGUGGUGUACCGUGAAGGUCCCCUCUACCCCAUCAACCAGCUUCGCAACGUGGCCUUGGCCCAGGCCCUCACGCCCUACGUCUUCCUCAGUGACAUCGACUUCCUGCCCGCCUACUCCCUCUACGGCUACCUCAGGGCCUCCAUCAAGCAGCUGGAGCUGGGCAGCGGGCGGAAGGCAGCUCUGGUGGUGCCCGCGUUUGAGACCCUGCACUACCGCUUCAGCUUCCCCCGUUCCAAGGCCGAGCUGCUGGCCUUGCUGGACGCUGGGUCUCUCCACACCUUCAGGUACCACGAGUGGCCCCGGGGUCACGCGCCCACAGACUACGCCCGCUGGCGAGAGGCCCAGGCCCCAUACCACGUGCAGUGGGCAGCCGACUACGAGCCCUAUGUGGUGGUGCCACGUGACUGCCCCAGCUACGACCCCCGCUUUGUGGGCUUCGGCUGGAACAAGGUGGCCCACGUCGUGGAGCUGGAUGCACAGGAAUACGAGCUGCUGGUGCUGCCCGAGGCCUUCGCCAUCCACCUGCCGCACGCCCCGAGCCUGGACAUCUCCAGCUUCCGCUCCAGCCCCACCUAUCGCGACUGCCUCCAGGCCCUCAAGGACGAGUUCCACCAGGAUCUGUCCCGCCGCUACGGGGCUGCUGCCCUCAAAUACCUCACUGCCCUGCGGCAGCCCCGAGGCCCCACCUGA